Hemicordylus capensis (graceful crag lizard) is the source of this 7184-nucleotide messenger RNA. It is a transcript of the gene CNOT12, whose product is annotated as tankyrase 1 binding protein 1. Gene Ontology annotation, cellular component: heterochromatin; nucleus. Gene Ontology annotation, biological process: cellular response to ionizing radiation; double-strand break repair. NCBI's taxonomy places the organism in Eukaryota, Metazoa, Chordata, Lepidosauria, Squamata, Cordylidae. The coding region runs from base 16 to 4410 and encodes 1464 amino acids. The record is from RefSeq and is a predicted model, not a curated record. The transcript has 7 exons.
UAUUUGCAUGUCCUGAUGAAUAUGUAUCACAGUGGGCGUGGCGAACCGGGCCUUGCCUUGAACGUCAUGAAUACGCACCUCGGUAAGGCCGUGGAUUUCCAAGCCCGGGCCUGGGAUAUGUUAAGUUCAGAGUCCCAGUCUGGUGAUGUCAUGGACUCUAAGCAGCAGUCAUUGUGCUCCCCAUUUCCCUGCACGGCUACCAAUGGCCGUAGAGGACCCAAACAGCCAUCAAGCAGCCCUGAGACAGGGGCUACCCGCCCAAAGCCACCUGUGAAACCCAAGCCCUGUGUGCUGCCAAAGCCAGUGAUGCCAGUGAAGGCUGCUCUUGGACUGCGUCCGGCCCUCUCUGAAGUGCCCUCUGCUGAAAAGAUCAAUUUGUUGGCUGGGCCCAAGCCAUAUAGCAGUGGAGCAGGCAAUGCUGUUAAGCGGCUUUCUUUUAGUCUAAAGUGCCCCUCAAGAGAAACUAACAAUGGGAAAGAGGCUUCACCUCCCUUCUCCACUGCAGCCAAACCAUCUGGAGAUGGUGGAGGAGCUGGGCCAGCAAAGAAUUCAAGUGCUAGGGAGGAGUGUGGGGAAUCCUCCAGUGUGCACAAGGGAAGUGUUCCCUUUAAAGUGAAGCCUGUGCCAGUAGUCACCAAGCUAGAGCGUUUUCCUGGGACCACAGUGGAGGAGAUCUUGGCCAAGAUAGAGAAGCCCAACAAGGAGGGGCUGACCAGCCCUGACAGGCCUCGACUGGUCCGAUCUUUCUUCAGCCAGGACGGUGGCACAGCUGUUCACUUGGGGCCUAAGGGCUAUGCUCCAUUCCGGAGAUGUUCCAGUGGAGGAGAAGGGGGAGAAACUGAGUUGGAGAGUCCCCUGCACAUGGGUUCUCAUGAAACUGAAGAGAGCAGAUGGUUGAGAAACAAGGAGGAAACUACAAGCUCAAAUGGUCAACAUGUGACUGAAUCUGAGCAACUUGCAAGAUCAACAGAGAAAGAUUUAGAUUUCCUCUGUAGGGACAGCAGCUCCAGUCAACGUAGCAUGAGCUGUGAUGGAGGUCAGCCUGGACAUAGCAGUCCACAGUCUCCCCCUGGCGUCUUUGUCCCCCAGACCUAUCAGCCCCUUGCUAAGCUUUCUUCUGGCGUAACACCUGGGUCCCCGGAUGGCCCUACUCAACCGGCCCAGCCCCCAGGGGCCCCAUAUCUUCCAGCAGAUGUCCCCAGCACCAAAGCACAUCUUCCACCAGGCUCUCCUGAUGCACCUUCUGAAUCCCUUAGAUCUCCUGUCCUGGUCUCUCUUGAUCUUGCCCAGACUCCAGGUUCCCCUGUGGCCUUUUUGGCCCCUUGCCCCCCAGGAUCUCCCUGUACUUCCAUUACAACUUCCCCAGGACACUCCUCAUUUCCACGUCCCAGCCCUGCUGCAAGGAAGCCUAAGGUCUGCCCUUUCUCUGGGCCAUCUGCCAAUUUGGCCCAUGCUGCUCCUACUGAGCACAACCUGGAGCUUUCCAGUUGUCUCCUGGGAGUUUCUGAAUCCCCUGGUUCCCCAAGCACUCUUUCUGAGUACCUUCUUGGUUCUGAUCAGCCUCCUGGCUCUCCUUCUCACACACAGGACUCCCCUUUACUCUCCAGGGAUCAAGAUCCCAUCAAGAACCACUCGCAGAUAUUCCCUCCUGAAGACAAGGGCCUCCAGCUUGUCUUCCUACAGCGCGCCUCGGAAGGAGUGAUGCAGCCACGAGGCAAAAAAGUUGUCAGGGAGGAGUUGGGUGGGUCCUUGGCUGUCCUGCCAAAGGGUGGGGACCAUCCAUUAGAACAGAAUACUGGGGGAGAGUCCAGCUGGAGCCUGUCACAGUCCUUUGAAUGGUCAUUCCAUGACCGGACUCGGGAGUGGGGUGGAAGGAGACUGGGAUCUCCACCCAGGUCUCCCAUUAAGGAGGCUGAGGAUACAGAGUUGAGUGGAGAGAGCACCAGCCCCAAAGUGGCUGAGGAGAGCCCAUCUAUCUCCUAUGAGGAGAGAGGUUCAGAGGGACUGAGCAGACAAGGAGAGGAGGGCGAGUCUAAUGGGAACUCUGGUUUCCUCGGGGAUUCUAGCAAUUUCCUUAGCAGUGGGAAGAAGGUUGAGGAGCAGCCAGAGACCCCAUCAACCCUUGGGAUGUCUGCACCUGGAGGUCCCUCUAGCCCUCAACUAAAGGGCCCGAUAGUGGCAACAGAGGCUAGUCUUCAAGAGCAUGAUGGCUUACUGCCUUUUGUCCCAACCCAUGAGGAGGGGGCUCUAAGGGCAAUGGAGCCGUUGCCAAGCAUAGAGCAGGCUGCCCCUCCUGCACAGCCUUGCAUCUUGUUCUUGGAGGAUGCGCAGAUGCAGAUAGCUGCUUCCUGCCAGGAGGGCAAUGGUGCUCUGGGUAUGGCAAAGGAAGGCAAGAUGGGGGAUGCUGACUCCCUGAGGGAGGUGGAGAUUGAGCCUGUUCCUGGUUCAUGCUGGCUGGAUGAACUGCUGGCAUCUCCUCCACCCAGCGCUGAAGACACUAAGAGGAGGGGCACACCCAAGUCGGAAAAUCCCACAGGACCAGAGGAUCUCCUUGGAUGGUCAAAGAAAGAUCUUUGUGUUGAGUUUGGCAUUGUAGGGGCCAGUCAGUCUGAAACCUUUGGCAUGGGUUGGUCUGAUGCUUCUGGUGUUGUCAAGGCACAGUGGCCUGUUGAGACAGAACAGGAUCGAGAAUUUGGCAUUGGCAAGCCGGACUGGCCGAGUUCAUAUGCUGUUGGUGAUGCCAACAGGCAGGAUAUGGAAUUUAGUGCCAGCCAACAAGACUGGACCAGAGGGGUACAAUUGCCGGACAAUUCCAACUCGGGGCAAAAAGAGUGGCUCUCUGGCUAUGGCAGCAGCUGUGCUGGCCAGCAAAUCCAGGAAUCUGAUUGGAGCAGCCAGUAUGACAUUGACACUGCUGAAAGUCAGGACAGACAGCCCUACGCGAGGAAGCCAGGCUGGCCCAAACUCUGCAGUACUGAUGAUGUUGAUCAAGGGAGCAGUGAGUUUGCAGCUGAAAAAACAGAUUGGAGCAGUCAGUUUCAUGUUGGUCCUGCUGAAAAGACUGAUUGGCCUAGCAAAUACAGUGUGGAAGAUAUCAGUUGUCCAGAAUUUGAGGUCAAGACUAAGUCAACAGAGGAGUCUAACAAAUAUAGUACUGCCAGCUCCCAGGAUACACAGUUUAGUAUUGUGCAUUCAGAGGAGCCUGAUGAUUGCAGUGCCAAGGAAGAUGACACACUCAGGACCAGGCAGUUAGACUGCCCAAGUGAAUCCAGUGCUAGCGGCAGUGCCAACCAAGUGCCAACAGGGCUCAGUGCUCAGCAGUUUGAGCAACCUAGUGAAUAUAGUGCCAUCAAAUCUCCAGUUAACCAGCAGCAACCCCGACCUAAUACAUAUGGUUUUGGUGAUGUCAGCUGCAAAGAAUCUGAACCGAGCAUCAAACAGUCUGAUUGGCUCAGCAGAUAUGACUUGGGGGUUGCCCACCACCAGGAUGAUGAGUUCAGUGCUGAGAAACCAGAUGGAGCCAGUGAAUAUGAUGAUAGCCAAACAGAUUGGGCAAGAGAGCCAGGUACUGGAAACAGAGGCAGCAGCACCAAAUUUGAGACUGGUGAUCUGGAGUUCUUUGCUCUGAAGCCAGUCUGGACUGAUGAAUACAGCCUCAGUGAAACCAAGGCACAAGACAGUGACUUCCCUGCUAGUACAAGAGCCUGGGCCAAAAACAUUGGUGUCUCAGGAACUGAACUGAAAAACCAGUUUGGUACUACAGGAAAUGAUCAAGCUGGUAGCUUUGGCUCAUUGGGUUUGCCAGGUCUAAACAUGACAAUAGAUUUGGUGGAGACACCUGGCAGUCUGCUAGAUCAGGCUGGAGACUUAAGAACUGUGGUCAUGGAUGAGCCCAGAGGAGUUGGAGAGGGGCAGCCAGAUUGGACUCAGGAUCUUGGCCUCGGAGGCAUGGAUCUCUCCAAUGACUCGAAGUUUAGGAGCCCAGAUGCUUCUAGGAAACCUACAGAGAAACAGCCUGAUUGGUUCCCUCCCUUGGGCUCGGAAAGCUUGUCUGCCAUGUCAGAUACAAGGCCUUUGAAUCCAGAGGAGUCCAGAGAACCAGGUGUGGGGCAGGCAGAUUUGCCCUACAGACCUGAUAUUGAAAGUAUGGAUGCAUCUAAUUUGAGUCCCAGAGGUUUGGAUGGUGCUAUGGAAGCAGACCUAUUGCAGGUGGACUGGACUGGCAAAAGUGGACUGGAGCAUAAGGACUACAGCUAUUGCUUUGAAGCACCUGGCUUGGAUGGUAAUGAGAUGCAGCACCCAGGAGGAAGUGAAGAUUUGGGAGAGAGGUUGAAUAGACCUCCAAAACUUUGCACAGCCCUAUCAUGUAGUCCUUUGUACCCAACAAGCGUUGAUGCUCACAGAGAUUGAUGGCUGCUGUAGAAAGAGGGCAACGAAGACAGAGGGCCUCUAAGAAAGGCCACACACUACCAGUUUUAAAGAUGUGAGUUCUACCCAAGGAUCUUAUUCAGAUGAUGUGCCCUUCGUUACACAUCUUGGAGUCUCAUUGACUCCCUAGGUGCUGAGUGUCACAGACUGACAUAUUUCCUCUGGAGAGAUACUCUGGCUCUCUUGCUUCAGUUACUCUCUGAGGAGCUCUUUAAUUAAGCUGUUAGAUUCUCUGACCUUUUUUUGAUAUGCACUUUGUCUGAAUCAGUGUCUGGUUCUAUAAAUUCCUUUCCAGUUAAGGCUUGGCACAGAAAUCGGCCUAAACACUUCUAAGGUUUCAGACAUAUGUGAGCUACCUGUUUUGUACGAACUUGACAUAAGAGGGUGGGGGCUAAUCUCGGCCUGGAUAUGUUGCUUCCUUUCCGUGUCUCUGGCAAAGACUUAAUGAUUGGUUGUUGCUGGAUUUGGAUGUUUCUUCCUUAGGGUUGCCACCUGUCCAUUUUUCACUCAGGCAGUGAAAGAACUGAAAAUGUGUGUUCUGUAUUUAGAGUAUCUUUUGACCUGGACACUUGGAAUUGGCAUAUGGUUUGUGUUUCCUCUGUCUAGCAGCCACCUAAUGGCGCAGCAGGGAAAUGCUUGACUAACAAGCAGAAGGUUGCUGAUUCAAAUCCCCGCUGGUAUGUUUCCCAGACUAUGGGAUACACCUAUAUCGGGCAGCAGCGAUAUAGGAAGGUGCUGAAAGGCAUCAUCUCAUACUGCGCGGGAGGAGGCGAUGGUAAACCCCUCCUGUAUUCUACCAAAGAAAACCACAGAGCUCUGUGGGCGCCAGGAGUUGAAAUCAACUUGACUGCACACUUAACCUUUAACCUUAGGACAGGAGUGGAGUCACCAUUGAGCGAACAGGUUCAAAGAACCCAGGCCACUGCCCCUCAGGGGCUGUGCUUCAUGCCCCAGACACUCCCCCCAUGUUGGCGCAGGAGCGUGAUUUAGUUCCCAAAUGGGGCUGCACAGCCUUGUGUUUGAGCUAAAUCGGCCAGCGCUGCAUUCACAGCAUGCCAGAGCGACUCUCCCUGCCUUUUAAAGGCAGGGAGAGCUGCUCCUGGCUGUGUGCCCUGUUUGGGAGCUAAACCAUGCCCCCACGUCUGAUGUCAGACACAGGGGGUGGGGCUAGAGGGGCUGAGGCGGCAGCAGAACCCAGGCCUCCGCUGGCCUCCCUCUGCACCUGCUGUAAGGUUAAACUAUUGAUUGGCCCAAGGUCCUUUAGUGAGCUUCUGAUUUGAACCUAGGUCCCUCCAGUCCAAGUCCUUUAUAUUGUAUUUACUGUUUUGUGGAAUGCUGAGAACCUGGACGUGUACAUGCAUGAUCACUCUCCUAUUUUAAGAACACCUAGCCUUCUGGGUUGCUAUGUAACAGGCUGCUUCCAAACAGAGACUUCCUAGUGUGUUAGGUGUCCUGAAUCUGUGCACCUGACACCUGCAAGCCAUACAGGAGCAAGUCCGUUUGAACUCCUCUUUGAGUUCAAAUAAGAAAUUGGGAACUAGCAGAAUCAGCGUAGGUGGCACAGUCCAGAAAAGUGUCUGUUCUGCAAAUCCCUGAACUGAUGUUUCUCUUCUUUAGUAUAUCCCUUCUACAUACAUGCAUUUUUUUCAGCCACAGGGGAAACUGUCUUUUAGGCAAACUUUUAGAAAUUUUAAGUGUGGCAAAGUCUCUUGCAGUAGUUGGGGAGUGGUACCUGUGUUCUAACAUCUAUCCCUUUUCAUGGUCCUCAUCCCCACCCUCUGUUCAUACCUCUGUUUAGCUCUCAGUAUUUUAUGGACUUCAGUCUUCCUUUAUAUAGGAUAUAGGAAUCUGAACAAAAGAUACCAGCUACUAGGAUGAAUGCAAAACAUAUUCUCACACACAAAAAUCAAUGUGGCAAUACAUCUGAUUUGUAUAACUUGGUCUAACCUCAGAAAUUAGACUCCUUGAAUCACUCAGUUCUGUCUUUCAUCUCAGUGUAGCAUUCUAGAGUCCCUGACCAUAUAGAUUCUUUCCCAUCGACUGUCUAGAAUCGGGUUGUGUGUAGAGAACCCUCAAGAUCUGGAGCAGGCCUGCACGUCUCAUGACACACAAACUGAAUGUAGCCCACAGCUAUGUUUGGUAGACCAUUUGAGUUGUUUAGCUGUUUUGCUGCCUGCCUGAGACUGCAAAAACAGGGAGGUUGCCAUGCACCUGGCAGGCUGAUGGGCUGUGUUCAGCCUGAUGGGUCAUAGAGGCAACCUUUGGCUUUAGGUCCUUGUUGCCUGUGAUGCAGUCAUGCAUCACAGUCUCCAUGAUAAUCUUUUAGCUCUUUUGAAAUUGUCACAUAGCAUAGCUUGCAUUUUUGUUGGUGCCAAGGACAUUGUGUGCGUCUCUCGUCCUGUGUUACCUAAUGCAGCCUUGGAAUAUGAGAGUCCCUGUCUGCAUCCUAAAGUGAUACAGUGCCAGGAAGGCUACCGGUGGGGGGUGGGUCUUGAUUUGUAUGAUGCGCUUUCUUGAGACACUUGCACUGCUUCUUCAUUGAUGCUAGAUGAAAUUCUCCUAUCCGGUGUUGUCCACAUCUCUGACUUUUCCUUAGUCAUGAGUUGCAUAUGAGCAGUAUUCAUUUUCCUUUUGACUGUCCAGUCCUGUCCUUUGCACCCUUUCAUUUUUCUUUUACUCUGAGAAAAAUAUUUGGGAAGGAGAUCAGAUGAUAUGGUAAUGUGGUGGGUGGUGGAAUGUUGUUGAUGAGAGUAAGU